GUGACGAUGCUGCUCUCAGGAAACACAAGCGGCUGAUCCUCCAACUUCCUGUUUGGAGCCCCGUCGUUUGGCCGAAAGGGAUGAGGUCCUCGGAAGAAAACACAAUUGCUCAAUGAAACUGGAUUAGAAGUUAGCGCAAACAUGAGCUGGAUUCCUUUCAAGAUUGGACAGCCAAAGAAGCAGAUUGUCUCUAAAACUGUUGAAAGGGACUUUGAGAGAGAAUAUGACAAGCUCCAAAAGCUGGAGGAUCAGACAAAAAAGCUUCACAAGGACAUGAAGAAAAGCACAGAGGCUGAUUUAGCAAUGUCUAAAGCUGCGGUGAAGAUCUCCGCAGACCUUCUAAGUAACCCGCUGUGUGAGCAGGAUCAGGCCUUCCUUGAGUCCAUGACAGCUUUAGACACCGCCAUGAGAAGGAUGGACUCCUUCAACCAGGAGAAGGUCAAUCAGAUCCAGAAGACUGUUAUUGACCCACUGAAAAAGUACAGCAGCGUCUUCCCCAGUCUCAACAUGGCAGUGAAACGGCGGGAACAGACUCUGCAGGACUAUAAACGCUUGCAAUCCAAAGUGGAGAAGUAUGAGGAGAAAGAAAAAACAGGGCCAGUUAUGGUCAAACUACACCAGGCGAGAGAGGAGCUGCGACCAGUCAGGGAGGACUUUGAGGCCAAGAACAAGCAGCUGCUGGACGAGAUGCCCAAGUUCUACCACAGCCGCAUAGACUACUUCCAGCCCAGCUUUGAGGCUCUCAUUCGGGCGCAGGUGGUGUACUUCACAGAAAUGUACAAGAUCUUCAGUGAACUGACGGAUCAGAUCGACCAGGCGGGCCUGACUGAUGAGCAGAGGCAGAGGGAGACGGAGGCCAAGCUCAACGAGCUGCGUGCUCUCUCCAUCGUGGCUGACGACUAACUGACUAACUGACUGAGCCAACACCAGGAAGACACGCUCUCAACUAACUGAUGUGGCAUUAAUUUCAUUAGCGAUCCUGACCGGACCUAGUAGGACGUAGUACACAAGGCCAUUCGUACUUUGGGCGCAAUUGUAUGUUGUGGGUGUCAAUAGGAUUUUUUAUUUUAUUAAUAUUAUAGAUAUUGGUGGUAAUCAUUAGCAAUCCAAUUCCAGUCAAAGACUGGGCUACAUGCCCUGGCCAACCUCUUCCAGUCGUCCCAAAGAAGUGUACCAAACUAGAGUGCUCGCACUAUCCAGAUGUGCCAGACUUUGGGUGUGAAGACCUUGUGUGAGUACGCCCUACCUGAGUAGUACAUGUCAUUAUGUCUAAUAAUACGACUAUGGAUGACACUUUAAGAAAGCCAUCAGCCAAUACCAUAUUUUUGGCAUCACUUCUUGUUUAUCAUCAAUAUGUUUCUUAGUUACUUUGUUUUUUUUUUUGUGGUAGCAUCCCAAAAUGUUUACACUAUAAUAACAUACUAUAUGUGGCGCUGGGGUUCAUUAUUACAAAAUCAAGUCUCGGGCGCCCUCUAGUGGAAAUGCAUCAUAUGCUUCCCACUUUUCUGUCUCCUAUGUGUCAAACCAUCCAUCCUUUGUUGUGUGGUUGCUUGCAGUCAAACCUUGAAGAACCUCACUAAAAAGUGUUGCACCCAUCGCGCCAAAGAUGGAAGUGUCAGCUGUCCUUGCACUCCUGUGUGCUGUCACACUACGACACACACUCCCUCUGCUUCCAGAGGUAAGAAGGUCACACUGGGUGUUUUUCCUACUUGAUGUCGCUGGGCUUUCACAGCAAACUAAAUGUACAAUCUGCUGUUUGAAGCAAAAGCAAUUCAUUGCUUAUAAGUUAAUCAUGAUGUUUUUAAACAAAUGAAGGUGUCUUUUGAGCUAAUGAAGGGUUUUUGUCUUAGGGUCACACUGAAGAGAAAAAAAAAAUAAUUAAGACUAGUCGUAAUGAAUAUGAGCAUAAAGUUUUUAAAAUGAUAAUUUUCUCCUAUUUUUUGGUAGAGUAUUAAGAUUUUUUAAAUUAGGACCUAUCACUCAAUCUUCCAAUUUUAUUGUCACAAUUGUAUGUCCUUUUUCACAAUUUAACUGAUUAAUACUUGUAUCCAUUCAAAUAAAAAUGCAAUAUCGGUAUUGGAAACUUUCUCUUUAAAAUGAUUACUUUUCCAAUAAUAUGGAUUUUUGAUCAAUGGAAUUUUUACAACUUAAAAUUACAACUUCAUUCUCAUGUUUAUGUUCUUAAAAUCACAACUUCAAUCACAAUUUGACUUAGUCACAGUCAUUCUGACUCAUUGCAGCUUUGAUUUUGUAAUACUGGAAAUAUUGCAGUUUUAUUGUAACAUUCCAACUUUUGCCUGUAAUAAGAGUACAACUUAUCAUUUGUCUCAACCUUUCUGGUAAAAUUGUCUAUUCUCAUAGUACAGUAUUACAUGAUUGUGUUUAGAUAUGUCUUAGAUAUUGUGUUUAUACUGUAACGUCAUUCUCAUAACAUUACAAUAUUAUGAUUUUUUAUAAUCUCAUGACUUUUUGUCGUCAAAUCUUUUUAACUGCAUUUUUCUUACAGCUUUAUAUUUUCCAAUUUUUUUGUUGUGUUAUCACUCUUUUCAUAUUCACAUAAUUUUCUUGUAGUAUGUCUUGAUUCUUAUAUUAUAAACAAGAUUUAUCUCGUAAUACAACUGUUUCUCAUAGUGAUGCUGACAUUUUCCUUUAUCUUCCGAACUACCUUGCAUCCAUUCUUAUAGUUUCAACAUUAUGACCUCUUUUUCCCCCUUCAAAAUACGACUUCAUUUCCUACAACUCCUAUUUUUGUUUCUUUGUCGGUGUGGCCCUAGUUUUUAAUGAAGUAUCAGUUGUUUUUGUAACACCGAUGAGUAAAUCCUUUUAACAGAGGCUUUUAUUCAUUUGUAUUUGUAAUGUAAAAUGUUAGGUGGCAUUGUUUAGCUGUUUACUGUAAAAUCAGAGAAUAAAUGAUC
Messenger RNA from Doryrhamphus excisus (bluestripe pipefish), 2915 nucleotides. RefSeq names its product bridging integrator 3 (gene bin3). Gene Ontology annotation, biological process: plasma membrane tubulation; endocytosis; actin cortical patch localization. Gene Ontology annotation, molecular function: lipid binding; protein binding. Gene Ontology annotation, cellular component: actin cytoskeleton; cytoplasm. The record is from RefSeq and is a predicted model, not a curated record. NCBI's taxonomy places the organism in Eukaryota, Metazoa, Chordata, Actinopteri, Syngnathiformes, Syngnathidae.